Striga asiatica is the source of this 1993-nucleotide messenger RNA. NCBI's taxonomy places the organism in Eukaryota, Viridiplantae, Streptophyta, Magnoliopsida, Lamiales, Orobanchaceae. The record is from the annotation of a GenBank genome assembly.
AUAGUACAGACGUCCCGAGCAGUGACUGUUAGUCGUUAAUGAAGAUUUCUGACUUCUGUUUUUACUUCCACAGGGAAUCAAUCACUUUGAGCUGGUACCUUUUCUUUUGCAUAUUCAGCUUUUGUUCCUAUGGCGGUGGAGAGGCUUCUCAAGGAUGAGGCCACUGAAGAAAAGGGAGAGCGUGCUAGAAUGGUGAGUAUUGCAGCAGUUAUGCUAAAGGCAUCCUUUGUUGGAGCCAUGGCUAUUGCAGACUUGGUUAAGACAACCUUGGGACCUAAGGGGAUGGACAAGAUUCUGCAAUCCACUGGCAGAGGACACAGUGUCACUGUUACAAAUGAUGGGGCAACCAUCUUAAAAUCCUUGCAUAUUGACAACCCUGCUGCCAAAGUCCUUGUUGAUAUCUCGAAAGUUCAAGACGAUGAAGUUGGUGAUGGUACAACUUCCGUUGUUGUGUUAGCCGGGGAGCUUAUGAGGGAGGCAGAGAAGCUGGUAAAUGCAAAAAUCCAUCCAAUGACUAUUAUUUCAGGGUACCGUAUGGCCGCUGAAUGUGCUAGAAGUGCAUUGCUGGGGAAGGUUGUGGAUAAUAAACUUGAUGCAGAUAAGUUCCAAGCAGACUUGAUGAAGAUUGCAAUGACUACUUUGAGUUCCAAAAUUCUGUCUCAGGAUAAAGAACAUUUUGCAAAACUAGCUGUUGAUGCUGUUAUGAGGCUGAAGGGAAGUACGAAUUUGGAAUCAAUUCAGAUCAUAAAGAAGCCUGGCGGUUCUCUGAAAGACUCAUUUUUAGACGAAGGAUUUAUCUUGGACAAAAAAAUUGGUGUCGGCCAACCAAAGCGUAUUGAGAACGCAAAAAUUUUGGUGGCAAAUACUGCAAUGGAUACAGAUAAGGUGAAAAUUUACGGGGCACGUGUUCGAGUUGACUCGAUGGCAAAAGUUGCCGAGAUUGAAGGGGCUGAAAAGGAAAAGAUGAGGGAAAAGGUACAAAAGAUAAUCAAUCACGGGAUAAACUGCUUUGUGAACAGGCAACUGAUUUACAAUUUUCCCGAGGAACUAUUUGCUGAUGCUGGAGUUCUUGCGAUAGAACAUGCUGAUUUUGACGGCAUUGAGCGGCUGGCUCUUGUUACGGGUGGUGAGAUUGCAUCGACUUUUGAUAAUCCAGAAUCUGUUAAGCUUGGGCACUGUAAUGUUAUUGAGGAAAUUAUGAUUGGAGAGGACAAACUUAUCCACUUUUCCGGGGUUGCAAUGGGUCAGGCAUGCACGAUUGUGUUGAGAGGUGCAAGGGUUUUGUUCGGAGGCGGAUGGCCGGAGAUGGUAAUGGCAAAGGCAGUUGACGAACUUGCAAGAAAGACUCCCGGGAAAAAAGCUCAUGCAAUUGAAGCUUUUUCACGUGCGCUUGUAGCUAUUCCAACUACCAUUGCAGAUAAUGCUGGUUUGGACAGUGCCGAGUUAGUUGCUCAGCUUCGUGCAGAGCAUCAUAAGGAAGGAACCUCUGCUGGGAUUGACGUCAUAUCGGGAUCUGUUGGAGAUAUGUCGGAGCUUGGUAUAUCCGAGUCGUUUAAAGUGAAGCAAGCUGUAUUGCUUUCGGCAACUGAAGCUGCUGAGAUGAUUCUAAGGGUUGAUGAGAUCAUCACUUGUGCUCCGCGAAGGAGAGAAGACAGGAUGUGAUCAGAAGAAUGUUUUAUAAGGUUUCCAGUGGAUUUUGAAUCUUUUUUUCAUUUGUUUUUAUUUUAAAUUUUGAAUGUGUGGGGGUUGUUGUUCUGCUUAUCAUGGUAAUGUCCCAUAGUUUUCAUGAGAAGAAAAAUGUUAAAACAGUAUCUGCUGAUCUGCUCUGCUUGAUUUUGAGUUACUGGAAACUCUUAUUUAUUUUGAGAUCCUCGAUUAUAAAUCUGAAGUUUGAACACUGAGUAUGGCCUGAUUGUGACACUGUUCUCCCUUCCUAGAUUCAUUAAGCCACCACUUUUACCAAAAAUUGCUAAGGAGGUCAUUUUACUUAUUA